AUGGAUGCAAAUUACUGGAUUGAAGCCUUCCUCCGAGGACUGAUGUGUAUGCUCGGAAUCCUGGGGAACAGCUUGCUGGCUCUCCGCUCUCUCCCUGGACAUAAAUCCAAUCUCCGCACCAACGAGGUCCUCUUGAUCAACCUGGCCGUCUCUAAUCUCAUCACCAACUACCUGGUGGACCUGCCUGACACCAUGGUUUACUUUGUUGGCCACUGGUUCCUGGGGGAAGCCUUCUGUGGUGUGUUCCUAUUCUGCUCUGAUCUGUCAGAGACCAGCAGUGUGUUUUCCACUUUUUUCAUUUGUUUGUUCUGGUACCAGAAGCUGGUCGGCUCUCUGAAACGUGGAGGAGCUCCAAUUCGGCUGGAUAGCCUCAGUCUCGUAGCCAUUUUCCUGGCUGGAAGUUGGACUGCAGCCUUGGCCUUCAGUGUUCCUCACUUCUUCUUUGUCCAGAGUGAGAGUGGCAACGACAGCCGGAAGGAAUGUAUGGAGGUCAUUCCCUCCCAAACCGAAAGACAGAUCUAUGACAUAUUUUAUCUGGCCUUAGCGAACAUCCUCCCCAUUGUCGCUAUUGUGUUUGCCAGCAUCCAAAUUGUGAUCACACUGUUAAGGAACCAGACGCGUAUCCAAGGCCUCCCUUCUGGUCUUCACAAGGCCACAGAGAACACAUUACCUUGUGCCGGAGGAAAGUCGGACGGCCCAAUGAAAGACAGUGACGCCUCUGAUAAAGAGGCAGAUCUACUUGGAGUUCCAGACACCCACCCGAACCAGCCUGGGUUCUCCUGCUCGGACUUACCGUAUGCUGGACCUUCUGCUGAACAAAUCAGAACUGCCCACAACCAGUUCCAGAUCAGGGACAGCAGAGUCGUAGCUGCAUCGGAGCUCCAGAGGCCCACGCAGACUCCAGCUAAGCCCAGACCGAGCUCAGGAAUUCAGGUGAGGGCAGCCAAGACCGUGGUGGCUGUGGGCACAGUGUUUGUGGCGUGUUGGGUGACCCACCUGGUGUUGAGGAUAUCCAGCGACAUCAGCAAGUCCUUCGUGGGGAUGGAGAUAGCGAACUACAUCGGAUCCUCCUACACCUGCACCAUCCCCUACAUCUUCCUCUAUGGAGAGAGGAAACUGUCUUGGUCCCGCAGAGGGUAG
Esox lucius (northern pike) is the source of this 1140-nucleotide messenger RNA. Its product is annotated as atypical chemokine receptor 2. Gene Ontology annotation, cellular component: membrane. Gene Ontology annotation, molecular function: G protein-coupled peptide receptor activity. The coding region runs from base 1 to 1140 and encodes 379 amino acids. Lineage: Eukaryota; Metazoa; Chordata; Actinopteri; Esociformes; Esocidae. Gene Ontology annotation, biological process: neuropeptide signaling pathway. The transcript has a single exon. The record is from RefSeq and is a predicted model, not a curated record.